AUGGCAUCUCAUGCUGCGAUGCUCCUGAAUCCCAAGGGCUCCAAAAGACAAGCUCAGAGCAAUGGUAAUCCUCCCUUUUCUUCUUCCCCAGCGAGUGAUUUGCCUCCCGUGGAUGAUGUCGCUAUGUCCUCCGAGUUACCCCCGGACAAGUCUGAGCCUAUGACUUCUUCUCCUGUGCUUGCUUCUUAUGGUUCCCCUGCUGCUUCUCCUCGUGUUUCUACACUCUUUUGUGUCCAUUCUGCCCCUCAAAUGGAUACUUCGAUUACUCAGGCAAAGUUUCUUGGCCCGGCUGACUCUGUUUCCCCUUGUGCCCCCAAUUCGCAUGAUCCAUCUUCAAGUCUUUCUUCCCACAAUUUAUCUUCUUCUGUUAUUUCUCCCCCGAUAGACCCCAUGUUUCUCGACUCCACGGAUUUCCAAGGCUCACUUUUGGAAGGUCCAGGAAAACACCAGGGAAAUGGUUCAUAUCCUGCCUCUCCCAUGGCUCCCGCGGGCACUGCGGCCGCUACGCGCUUUGAACAACCCAUUCGCACCUCUCCCAGUGUGGCGUCCGGAAUCUCGACCCCGGCUGUGAAGUCAGAACCCGGUUUGGCAGUCCAGUUCAGCACUACCCAUGAUGAAGACAAUGAAAGCGACACGAAAAGAAGUCACCACGAGAUGAGUGACGACGAGGCCAUCAUCUACCGCCCCAAUUUGAUCGAAAACAUCUAUGGCGUUGAAAAACGGAAGAACCAGCCGACGAAGAAAAUGAAAACUGAGCAUGAUGUCGAAGAGAAACCGAACACGGCCACAGCACAGGUCUCGAUCUCUGGAGAUAGCGGGCUUGGGAAGUGGAUGAAAGAGGAGGAUGUGAAACCAACCCCAAUUUCCACUGCAUCCAACGUGGUGGAUUUGACGGCAGAUCUUGUGAACACACCUAAGGACGAUGACGAAAUCCUAUGCACCGGUUCAACAGAUCUUAGCGCCCAGCGGGUCUGCUUCGGAAAAGUCGAAAACGCAAUGAUCAUGGCCUAUUUAGUCCCCAAACCAGGGCACUCUGUUUUCACUGACUGGUCGCACGCUUGGCCGUCUAUUAAAUUAGACCUGCAACGACAACCUGUGAAGGGCAAUUUCCAGAUCGACGUCGCGGACCCUCAUGGCAAAGUUUUCGGUACACUUGACCACAAAACGGCACAAGGACUGUGUCCGCUCAUGGACUCCAAAGAAGCUGCCAUCGAAGUGUCAGCCUUAUUGGAUACCCGGAGAACUUCGCCGAAUGAAGAGAUUUGGCAUCCCACCUCAGGGCUAUGGCGUGCAACUCUCAACAUCUAUGGCCAAAGAAAGAAGGCAGAAGCUAUUGGCAACUUCCUAUCUCACCGCAAUGUCUGGCUAGGAACUCCAAAUUCCGUGGACAAAGGUACGACUGUGUUCAAUCCACAUGCAGAGAGCCGACGCCAGCUUGCUGCCGCACAGGCCGCCGCCAACAACUCUGGGCGUUCUCGUCCAGGGCCAAGCAUCAGAUAUGAAGCGCGAACUGCCGAAGAGGCCAACGAUGCAGUCAUGAAAAUGUUCGACCAGCUCGCCAACGCGAAUAUUCCGGCCAUGGAGCCAUCUCAUCAUAUCACGACACCACUGCUCCAUCACCAAAAGCAAGCACUGUGGUUCAUGACAGAGAAAGAAAAACCGCGCAAAUUUGGCCGGAAAGAAGAAGACAACAAUUCCUUGUGGCGAAUGGAACGUGCACCCAAUGGCAAGACACAGUACCGCGAGAUCAUCACUGGAAUAAUUUCAGAGCAAAAGCCCGACGAGGCCCUAGGCGGCUUGUUGGCCGACAUGAUGGGCCUGGGCAAGACUCUGAGUAUUCUUUCGCUCAUCACGUCAUCGCUUAGGCUGGCUGGUGACUGGACGGAGAUGGCUCCUGAUCCUGUCCUUGUUCGCCGAACUCCAGGAAUUCGCAACACACGGACAACACUAUUAGUUGUCCCGUUGAGUGCAGUGAGCAACUGGGUUACACAGAUCAAGGACCAUCUCAAGCCAUGCUCCAUCAGCUACUACAUCUUUCAUGGUCCCUCGCGUAUCACUGAUUUAGAUGAACUUUCCGAGUACGAUAUCAUUAUCACGACAUACAGCACCAUUCUCAGUGAGAUCUCGGGGCGUGGUGCCAAAAGUGGAAAGCUCAGCCCUUUGACAAAAAUGAACAUGUUCCGGAUUGUUCUUGACGAAGCUCACAUCAUCAGAGAACAAAAUGCGGCACAGACCAAGGCGAUCAUCGGGCUCCACUCUGAGCGUCGAUGGUCAGUUACUGGAACACCAAUCCAAAACCGCAUGGAAGAUCUCCUGUCUGUGACUAGGUUCUUACGGAUUGCGCCUUACGACCAACGAAGCCAAUUUUCCCAACAUGUAACUAACCCGGUCAAAAACGGUGACCCCAAUGUACUUGCCAGGUUGCGAGUUCUGGUGGAUUCAUUCACCCUGCGCAGAGUGAAGGACAAAAUCAAUCUGCCACCCAGGGAAGACAACAUCAUCACACUAAAAUUCAGUGAGAAAGAACAGCAAUUGCAUGACUUCUUCCGCGCGGAAUCACAAGUGAUGAUGAGUGUCAUUGCUGGUGAGGACAAACGCAAGUUGGGUGGCCGGAUGUAUCACCAUGUAUUGAAGGCCAUGAUGAUUCUCCGUCAAGUCAGUGCACACGGGAAAGAGCUUCUUGACAUUUCAGACCGAGAGAGAGUCAAGGGGCUAUCUGUUAACGACGCAAUUGACCUGGAGGAGGGCGAACCGGACGAAGCCUUGGCAGCCAUAGACAAGAAGGCAUACGAAAUGUUCGACCUGAUGCAGCAAAACUCAGUCCCCCGGUGCGGCACUUGUAAUCGAGAACUCGAUGAACCUCUGAAUUCAGUGGGGGCUGUCGCUCGGGACGCUCCGAUGGCUAUUGCCCUACCAUGUCACGAUAUUUUCUGCCCCGGUUGCUUCUCUGGCUGGAAACAAACCUUCGAUGAAUCUCCCGACACCCUAAUCCGUUGCCCUAGGUGCGAAGGCUGGAUUCAAGUGAAAUACUCGACCAUCACGCCUGCUGGCUUUGAAGAAUACAAAGCCCAACAGGAAAGUGAUCGGCAAACCCGGAAGCUUGGCAAAAGUCUUGGUGAAUACGAAGGACCCCACACCAAAACCAUUGCACUGGUCAACUACCUCAAGCAAAGUGUUGAAGACAGCAAUAAGCUCGAAGGCGAGUCGCCUAUCAAGAGUGUUGUGUUCUCUGGAUGGACAUCGCACCUGGAUCUCAUUGAGAUCGCCUUGCAAAACAAUGGGCUUGAUGGGUAUGUCCGACUUGAUGGUACCAUGACCCUUGCAGCACGCACAAAAGCACUCGAGGAAUUUGCCAAAAAUGACAAUAUCAAAGUUCUUUUGGCCACCAUUGGUGCCGGUGGUGUGGCCCUGAAUUUAACCUCUGCCUCACGUGUUUUUAUCAUGGAGCCCCAGUACAACCCAGCUGCCGUUGCUCAGGCCAUUGACCGUGUUCAUCGUCUUGGCCAAACUCGCCCUGUGCAAACCUUCCAAUUUGUGAUGAAGGACAGCAUUGAGGAGAAGAUAAUGGAUCUCGCCAAGAAGAAGCAAGAGAUGGCGGACACGAGCCUGAAUCGCGCAAAGCAGGACAAGCGAGAGACCCAGGAGGCUCGCAUGCGUGAAUACCGCAGUCUUUUCAAGUAG
This is a messenger RNA of Penicillium concentricum, 3681 nucleotides long. RefSeq names its product DEAD/DEAH box helicase. Gene Ontology annotation, molecular function: ATP binding; ATP-dependent chromatin remodeler activity. The transcript has 2 exons. Bases 1 to 3681 code for a protein of 1226 amino acids. Lineage: Eukaryota; Fungi; Ascomycota; Eurotiomycetes; Eurotiales; Aspergillaceae. The record is from RefSeq and is a predicted model, not a curated record.